Molecule: messenger RNA, 995 nt
Organism: Micromonas commoda
Lineage: Eukaryota; Viridiplantae; Chlorophyta; Mamiellophyceae; Mamiellales; Mamiellaceae
Exons: 1
Coding region: 142-954 (270 amino acids)
Source: RefSeq, a predicted model, not a curated record
GAACUCGCUGAAAGACAGGAUUCUGACGCCGCGGAUGCGUCUGCCAGUCGUAGCGCGCUCGCCGACGCCAACGCGCGCAUCCAAUCGCUGGAGAACGUCAAGGAUGUCGCGGUAGAAAAGGCGGAAUCGCUUCAAUCGGAGAUGGCAUCGCUCAAGAUGAAGGUUGACGAGUUGUCGCGCGAACUUGCCGCAAAGGAGGCUGAGCUGUCAGUUAAGGAGGCGCAGGCGGCGGAGGCGGCGGGCAAUCAAAGCGCGAUCAACGAAGCUAACGAGCUUAUCGACGCGCUCAAGGCUGAGCAGGAUAAGGCGUCUGCGGAGACCGCCCGGCUUCGUUCGGAGCUCGAGUCUGUCACCGAGCAGCUCGAUGCGGCGAAAAAGAAUCUCGAGGAAAACGAGUCGGCAGCCGCGUCGCUCGCCGAGGUGACCGCGCGGGUCGUCACGCUCGAAUCUGAGCGAAACGCCGCCGCCGCCGAGAUUGUCACACUCCGCGGGGAGCUCGAGGCUAUGCGUGGGAAAGAUGACGGCGCAAGCGCCGAGGACCUGAUGUACCUCAAGAAUGUGGUGGUGAAACUGUUGGAGAUGCCGGGUCACAAGGACCACCUCGAAGUUCUCCCCGUGUUGGCCACGCUGUUGAAAUUCACGCCGGACGAAACCCGUAGGUGCAGGGACGGGAUCAUGAAUGGGCUCGCCGCGGAGGAGGACAUCAUAGCGGACACGGUCGGGCAGGGGCUCGAGGCGGUCGGCUCUGCGGUGUCGAGCGUCACGAGCAUGUUCUCCAUCUUCGGUUCAUCGUCAAACUCGGCCGCGGCGGUGCCGGCGUCGCCGAGAGCGGCACCUGCCGCGGGGGGCGAGGGGGGCGGGCUCAGACGCGUGGCGUCGCGUGACGCGUCCUCUCCGGUGGCUGCGCGACCGGACGGGACGGGAGAUGCGUUUAAUCCGUUCGCUAGGCGGUGACAUUGAAUGAAUCGCUAAGCUAUCGGCAUAUUUUUUGCCGU